Schistocerca piceifrons (Central American locust) is the source of this 5100-nucleotide messenger RNA. RefSeq names its product sperm flagellar protein 2-like. NCBI's taxonomy places the organism in Eukaryota, Metazoa, Arthropoda, Insecta, Orthoptera, Acrididae. The record is from RefSeq and is a predicted model, not a curated record. Gene Ontology annotation, molecular function: calcium ion binding. The transcript is spliced from 3 exons. The coding region runs from base 1 to 5100 and encodes 1699 amino acids.
AUGGGCGAGAUACUGCAGCGGUGGGUGUGGCGGCGGCUGGGCGUGGCUGUGGACAAGGAUCCGGCGCUGUUCGCGCGCCAGGUGGCCGACGGCGUGCUGCUCGCGGACCUGCUGCAGGCUUACGGCGUGCUGGGCCACGAGGCGCACUCCUGCGUCUCCCCAGUCACUGACCCGCGGCUGCGCCUCAGCAACCUGCGCUUCCUCAAGGUAUGGCUGGAGGAGGUGGGCGUGCGGUGCGAGGACGCGACCUUGCGGGCGAUGGCGGCGGCGACGGGAAAGGGGUCGGCCGCGGUGUCGCUCUUCUACCAGGUCUUCUUCUGCCUCGAGGGCAAGGACAGGUUGCACUUCCUCGCGGAACAGGAGGUGGAGUACUACAGAAUGCGCCAGAAACGGCCGUCCCGCUUCACCGUGGAGCCCGUGCCGGAAACGCAGGAGGCGGCCAAGGAACCGGCGACGGUGGAACGCGAAGAGCCGUGCAUCAGCAAGGAGGAGCUGGCCAAGCUGUACAGCGAGCAGUACCACGCCCUGCUGCGCGAGUGCCGCGACUCGCACGUCGACGUCGAGGACAGGGAGGCCGAGGCGCAGUCCCCACCCCGCAAGCCGUGCCUCGAAGUGGGCAAGACCAGCUUGUGGGCCGUGCACGUACCACCGUCCUCAACGACACAGACACCCUCGACGUCUUCGGUACUCGAUCGCGAAUACACCCAGAGUGAGCUAGAGUGCAUCCGGCAGCAAGCACGAAAAUUGAGCAGCGGUGAAGCGAAGCCCAAGAAGCCGACCGCGGACGUCCUGGAGGAACCGUCCCGGAAAGAAAUCGCUUACGCCACGUUUAAGAAACGGAUGCAAAAGGUAGUCCUCGGUGAACUGUGGGAGGCGUUGCUCCAAGAACAGGAGAAGCAGUUCGACCGCAUGGUGACCGAAAAGCUCAUCAAACAGUCUCAGUACGAGAAGAAAGCGGUUUCCAAACUCUUCUCGGUACGUAGCCACAAGCGGAAGAUGGUGGAGAAUCGACUACGCGUGGAAAAGAUGCUACUGGAUCAGCAACAGCAGGAGCUCGAUAGCGCUCUUAUGGAGGUGUACGACGAACAGUGCUUUCGAGAGAGCAUGUCGUUGUUCGAGAGGGACCGCUUUCAGGAACUUCAGAAGAGGUUGGGCGACGAUAAACAGAGGAAACGCUACGCGAAGCACUUCGGAAUCUGCAUGGACGUUGUUAAAUCCGCCGUCGACUUCGGCCUGAGAGUUUCCGAAUUCAAAAAGACCAACAGAGGCAUAGUGCCGCAAGAACUAGUGGAUCAAUGGAAGGCGCUCUUCUUCAAAGGUCUCCCUAUAUUCGACGUUCUGGAAGGAGGCGGGGAAAGGCUUCUAGCGGAGGAGAUUGUUAACGAGCUCAUUGAGGAAGUGGAGCUGGAGACCGACAGGCAAAUCAUACUGGACGAACAUGACCUGCAAGCGUACCUGGCACUGGAGGAAACCUGGGAGGUGGCUGUACUCGCUCCACACCUUGCAGGCACCGAAAGUUCACUCAAUGUGCUGGGCCACGUGAUCCACCGGUUACUGGCAGCAAAAUACCCGUACCCUCUUCGGCCGAUGCCGGCAGACAUCCCGCGGUAUCCAGUGGCCGCGGCCCUGAUAGCAGAACUAGAAGACGACAAGUUGGCUAUCCUGGAGGGCCUCCUCAAACACAGAGCUGUGCACGUCGUGAAAAUGGAGAAUGUAAUCAACUUCUGCGUGGCUGCGUUUAAAGAGGAGUGUACUCCAGACACCAAAGCAGAAACGGAGAACAAAUUGAGUAAGAAGAAAGCGAAACAACCUGCCAGCACGCCUUCGACGAAAGCCACAAAAGAAGAGCCUGAGGUUGCCCCGACAGAUAAGUUUACGCAGACACCUGUUAAAAUUCCUGAAGAUGGUGAAGAGGAGGUAUUCGAAGGGGAAGAAAAGCCACGAGAAAUGUCUCCGCAGUCAAAACUCGGCCAGAGAGCUUUCGAGAUUCUAGGCGUCGGGGAAGAGAUUAACGAUGAGCUUCUGGCAUCAAUGCUGAUCGAAUACCUAAAAAAUCAGAUGGAAAUCAAUGGAUGGGUGCUCAUAAAUUUCCCCAAAACUUACUCGCAGGCCUCUGUCCUCGAAGAAAAGUUAUCUGGGCAGCAGAUGCCGCCCGAGUCAUCUGAAGACGAUGAAGACAAAGAUCCGUUUCGUGAGCAGAGGGUUUCGAGGCUAUUACCCAACCCGACUCCAGCAGAACCUCCGCCUCCUUUCUCGACGUAUCUAACCGCUUAUAUUCACGUCGAGAAACUAGAGACACCCUCGGCUUUUGAGGAGGACAAUGACGAGCAACUUGACGUGUUUAAUGAGAAUCUCUCCCCACUUGAAAAGCUAUAUACGGAACAGGGCAUGAAUUAUGCAUUCUACUACGAGAGUUUUGACUUCCCUACCCUGAAACAGUUGGCGAAGACAGUUAUAGGGGACAUGGAAAUGCCUUUAAAACCUUCAGUCGAGCUGUUUGGUGAGGGUUAUGAAGAUCUGGCCGAAAAAGGAAAGAAAGGAAAAUCAGCGAAGAAACCGCCGAAAAAAGUGGGGGCCAAGGAGGUUAAAAGUAAAACAGAGGAAGGGAAGGAGGAACUGGAGGAACUUCUUGCAUCUGACAUGACGUCGAAGGAGGAAAGUUUUCUGGCGAAAGAGGGAGAACCUACGGAAGAGCCAGCGAAACCUGGCGAGGAAGGUUGGCACUACGUUGACCUCCCCCAGCCACUAGACCUGCAGUGUACGCUCGCCACAAUCUGGGAGAAAACUGAGUGGAUGUACACGCGAGCACUUAAGGAAAUCUUCUUCAGCAAACGAAUCCAUUAUUCUCACAUCGUUCCCUACGUAAAUUACGUCACUGAGCUGUUACAAAAAUAUAUCAGGCGUCCUGAUCUAAAGCAGGAUGCGGUCCACGAGUUCCAGACGAGAUACAACGAAAUGGACGAAGAUCUUCGCCAAGACGAUGAGAUAAAGAGCGAGCUUCAUUGUAGAGUCACCGAACUGCGUCAUUGUCUAUGGGAAAUAUGCGACAGGAGAAUGAAACAAGCCGAAACCGAAAGGAGGAAGAUCAUUUGCGAGAGCUGGAUCGCGGGAGAGAUGGUGGCUUUUGUAAAUCUGUUCAUCGCAGCUGCGGAAGUUGAAUUGGAUCGUUACAUCGACACACUUCAGUUGAUAAGCGACUAUUACACGAACAUGAUGUCGAAACUACCGAGCGAAAAAAGGUUUGAUAAAAUAGCUAUUCCACCACUGUCGAGUGACCCAGAACCGGGAGAGGCGCAAGAACUUGACGACUUAAUACGAAAAUCAAAGGUCGACUCAUCGGGCUCUCUUCCCAGAAGCAGUACCAGAGACGUCUUGACGAAGGGAGUAAGCAGAGGCAGUUCUGUCACCAGAAGUGCCCGCAAGAGUAGUAUAGUAACUGGAGCUUCUGUUUACAGAAGUAUGUCAUCGACAGCAGGUACGAGAAAGGGGGCAGUUGCCAGGAUCUUGAUAAACUCAGACACAAGUUUCUCCGUGCAGACUCCUUACCACAAGGCGCUCACCGCGGCCGUUUCUUCCGCUGUUACAUCUGUGGAGAGAGUUGCACUGCAACUCCGAGAGAUGGUUACUGCAGAAGGAACUGCAGAUGAUAAGAAGAGCAAAAAGUCCACGAAAAAGGAGGACACUGCGAGAAGCGCGGCAGGUGAAACUACUCCUCUCGAUAAUCUCGUCUCAGAGUGGACGUACUGCGCAAACGAAGAGAUGUCGAGAGUGAUAUAUCGUCUGAAUAUCUUGUUGGCCAGAGGCCUAAACGAUCUGACUGAAAUUCUGAAUGCAGUUCAGUCGAUGUUUUAUUCUCUCUACGAGGAAAUCGGAGACAGAUACAAGCGCGAGGUGGAGAGUGUGGAUAAUUUGUGUCAGGUGCUUUUCACAGCCAUAGAGGAAGAGCAGCCGAUAAGGGAACAGCUCGUGUUGGAGCAGGACAUCUUCGUCGUGAAGCCGAACGUUGUGCUGCUGCCGGAGCCGCCACCUCCCACUCCCCAGCCUCUAGAAGAGCGUCGGGCUGUUGACGAGUUCCGUAUCUCCCAGUUGCAGAAUCUAAGGAAGAGGUUGCACCGCUUAGCACCGAGCGGCAACAUGCCCGAGAGAGCUUUCGUUUCCCUUUUGGAAGACUGUUUGUUCAGUGCGACUGUGGAAGGCGAGGAACCUAUACUUCCGCCGAUAUGCAUGGAGCUUCAAGCCGCAGACCUUCAGAAUAUAGUGCACAAGGUGUUCGGCAGUCAAGAAUGCGUCGAUUGGAGAGACUUCCUCAUCUACGGGUUAGAUUUGGAGUAUCCUACUGAAGAGGAUAUCCUAGACGUGCGCCGUCAGUUCAGAGUAAUGGACGUUGACGGUACGGAAACGGUGUCGUUCAGAGACUACCAGAGGGUGGUGUUUUGGUUCGAGAAGGAACUGGAAGAAGACUCGCAGCUGCGGCUGCGGAAGUUCUCGGCGAAAGACUUAUUGUCCGACGUUUUCACCGCAGGCUACAACAAAGUAAGUUACACGUCACUGCUGCUGUGUUUCUGUAAGGACGAGGACGAAACGGAAGGCUUCAGGAAGGCUCUGGCUCUGUCGACGGGGAAGAGGAUAGUGCUGGAUCCCAACGAUCUUACGAAAGAAGGUUUCCUCACGGAGGCGGAGUUGAUGAGGCUCGCAGAAUCGAAACGGCGCGCCAGGAAGGCGGCGAGCACUGUAGCCGGCAUUAUCCUCGACGACACUAUCCAGUUUACGGAGGGGGUGGUCAUAGAGGAGGCGCUGCCGCCCGACCAGUCGUGGCUGACGGAGGUGCCGAUGCGGACGACGCUGUGCGUGCUGGCCGCGGCGCUGCCGUGGCUGACGCGCCUGCCGCGGCUGCGGCAGGGCCUGCCGUCGCUGCGGGAGAGCGUGGAGCGCGUGUACGGGCCGGCGCGCUCGCUGCCCGCGUCCGCCCUGCUGGCGCACCCGCAGCUGCGCCGCCUGCUCUCGCUCACCUCCAAGUUCCGCGCCUGCAAGCUGGCGCCGCUGCUCGCGCAGGCGGCCGAGGCCCGCGCGCCGGCGCGCACGGGCUCCGUGCAAGCGUGA